Molecule: messenger RNA, 1191 nt
Organism: Pelmatolapia mariae (spotted tilapia)
Lineage: Eukaryota; Metazoa; Chordata; Actinopteri; Cichliformes; Cichlidae
Product: arrestin domain-containing protein 3-like
Exons: 6
Coding region: 1-1191 (396 amino acids)
Biological process (GO): protein transport
Cellular component (GO): cytoplasm; plasma membrane
Source: RefSeq, a predicted model, not a curated record
AUGUCCUCGAUGAAGGACUUAAACGUGACCUUUGAAACUAUCAACGAAGACGGUAGUUAUUCUGAAGGAGAUACUAUAGUGGGCACAGUUAGUUUCAGGCUGACAAAAGAGGUUAAAGUUAAGAGCCUUUCUGUAAAAGCCAAAGGAGACGUCAAGGCAGAAUGGACAGAAGGAACAGGAUAUUUCCAGAUUACCCACACUGCAAAAAGGAGAUAUUUUAAAGUGAAGGAGUACUUAAUUGCAAAAAAUGGUAAAGGCACUGUACUUCCCAAAGGAGUCCACACGUUUAGGUUCGGGCUCAAAAUCCCAGAGGGGAGCAUGCCUUCAUCCUUCAAGGGGGUGUAUGGAAAAAUUGUGUACAUGUUUGAAGCAAAGAUGUCCAGGAGCUGGUGGUGGCCUUCUAAAGUUAAAAAGAAGAUCAACUUCAUAUCCAAGACGUUUCAACAGUUUUGGGAAGUGAUGCAUCCACAAUCUGGUACAGUGAGUAAAAACAUAGGUGGGCUCUCCCAGGGAUGGGUCCAAAUGUCUGCUACCACUGACAGGAAUGUUUGCACUCCAGGUGAAACUAUAUCUGUUGUUGCCGAAAUCUGCAACUCCUCUUCCAAGAACACGAGGCCCAAAUUCAAACUUGAACAAAAAACAGUAUUUCGCUGCAAUGAGUCUACUAAGAAGUGGGUGAUGAAUCUGUUCAAAGAGGUCGGGGAAACUAUCAGUCCAAACUCAGAGCGAACUGUCUCCUGCCAGUUGAAGAUUCCUGAUGAUACCAUCUCCACUAUCCAUAACUGUGAAAUCAUCUCAGUUGAAUAUUACAUAAAGGUGUAUCUGGACAUUAGCUUUGCCUUUGACCCAGAGGUGGUGUUUCCACUGGUCAUCGUUCCUUCCAGAUAUGCAGCCAUUCAGCCUGGUGAGGCUGUGGGGCCUAACCCACCUGGGACAACUGUGGUCACACGUUAUAGCAACUUCGCUUCCCCUGCCUUCCACACUGGAUUUGGCUCUGAGCCCACAGUGUCAGGUCACUACCCCACCCCAGAUGCCACUCAGCAUGAUAAUAUAACAAGUGGCAGUUCUAACCAGUGGUCACACGGUGCUACUGCACAGGGGAUUUCAGCUCCAGUUUUUAAAGCACCUUCAAUGCAACAUCCAGGUCCUACUCUGACUACUUUUCUACAGGGGGAACAACCUCCAUUAUAA